Colletotrichum spaethianum is the source of this 1242-nucleotide messenger RNA. Its product is annotated as thiamine pyrophosphokinase 1. Bases 1 to 1242 code for a protein of 413 amino acids. The transcript has 2 exons. Lineage: Eukaryota; Fungi; Ascomycota; Sordariomycetes; Glomerellales; Glomerellaceae. The record is from RefSeq and is a predicted model, not a curated record. Gene Ontology annotation, cellular component: extracellular region. Gene Ontology annotation, biological process: defense response.
AUGAGACAAUCGUCGUCGAGAAAAGGCGAUAAGCGCUAUACGAGAGCCAGUCGGAGUAUCUUCGUUGCGCUGGCCCUCGCCUCCCAUUUACCAACCACCAGUGCCAUCGUAUUCCCUAGCUACCACCCGAACUACAAAGCCGAUUACCUCCAGCUAAACAAGCGAUAUAACCCCGCCAGACGAGGACCGCCUGAGGACUGGAACGGGAGAAUACCCUUGAAGAUCACCAACUCAUGUCCCGAGACAAUCUGGCCCGGCAUCACGACGCAGCAUGGCGUCGGUCCCGGGACCGGGGGCUUCGAGCUCGCCUCGGGUGAUAGCCGAGAUAUGUGGGUUGGUCCGACAUGGCAAGGACGCGCUUGGGGAAGAACCAACUGCACGGUCAAUGGGGAGUCGGCUGGCUGCUCAACAGGUGACUGCUUUGGAAAGCUUGAUUGUGAAUUCAGUGGCGCCGUUCCCGCCACACUUGCUGAGUUCAACCUAGCUGGAGGGGUCUCCGGGAGGCAGACGUUCUACGACAUCUCCCUAGUCGAUGGCUACAAUAUCCCCGUUGGCAUCAACUACAUUCCCGCUGAGAACACGUCGUACAUUCCGCCCAACUUGACAAACUGCGCCUGCAUCGCAACGACAGGUUUUAUGGCCCAGCGUGCGGCCAGCGGUGCCGUUUACACCAACAGCACCUACCCCGUCCCUUGGGAACCAAACGAGUCCAACGACAGUGUCCGAGACUGGUGCCCUUGGCCCUUGCUGACCAACCCACCUAACAAGCCUGGCGACGGAAUCUACCCUUACCCUGACGACAACAUCAGGCGUCCCACCUUCAGCCCGUGCAAGAGCCAAUGUGCGGCCACGAACUCGGACCACGACUGCUGUAUAGGCAAAUGGCACGACCCCGAUAAAUGCAAGCCGGGCUUGUACUCCAGGCACGCCAAGGCUAUGUGUCCUGACGCGUACAGCUUUGCCUUUGACGACCAGACCUCGACCUUCAUCAUCCCCUCGGGUGGCGGCUGGGAGGUUGUCUUUUGUCCCGCUGGCAGGAGCACUAACAUUCUCCGUACCAUGGGACCCCAGCUGUUCGAGAUCGCGAGCGCCGGUUCCCUGAGCCAGAAGAACCUGGAGCUGGUUAAGAACCGCACCUAUAUAGAAUCUGAGAGCGAGAAGAACGCUGCCCCAGGCCAGGCCGUCCCGGCUUACUGGGCGAUCUGCGCGGUUACCACCGCUGUACUGUUGAUGUGGUGGUAA